GAUAUCAUCGAUCUGACCUGUGAGGACACAAGCACAGACCUGACCCCGUUGAGCAGCCUCGUGGUCAUCGACCUGACGGAGGAUACGUGCAGCCCUCCCCACCCCACCAGCUGUGCUGACCAGCUCCCUGGGCAGGCACCAGCUGCCCCAGAAGCACACAUGUUCCAUCCCUGGCUCUGCACCACCACAAAGCAAGAAACGGAUGCAAUGACAGAGCCGAGCCCUGCACCACCCUGGUACAGCACUCCUGUGAAACCCAGUGCCACCACGGACAUGGCAGAAGGCAUGGAGGACUGGAGCUGCCUCUCUUCUGCCUCCAGCUGCCACAGCUCCUGCAGCUCGGAGCAGGACUGCAGCACUACCACUUUUAACAGUGACAUGGGCUCCCUGGCCAGCAUGCAGCUGGACUCCGACCUGUUGUCCCCAUCCCUGUCCCCUUCUCCCCCCAGUCUGGACAGCAACAGCAGCUGGAUUGCUGGUGACCCAGAGGAAGAUCUUCCUCACAUCUUCCAGGAAGAGGACCUCCCCCCAAGGCUAAGCCCUGUCACAGACAUUUCCACAACCCCAGGGAAGGCUCAAGGGCCUUUGCUGGAACAGAAACCUGAGUCCAUUUCCAGUGGGAAGCUGAGCAUGGUGCACACCACCAUGGAGGAAGACUUCUUGGAGGGCACCUUGCAUUUCCUGAAUGAGUUCGUCUCCUGCCAGCACUGUCCCCCCAAAGAAAUCAUCUCCCACCUGAUCAGACAGAUCCUGUUGAACCCCCAUGAAGGGAUGAUCCUGAAGGACACCUACAUGCUGCUGAUGAAGAUUCAAAUGCUCCAUCCAGCCAGCGCCGCCACAGUGGGAUGGGACUGGACACUGCUGAAAUUCACCAUGGAGGACCAGGCUCAUACCCUCUCCAUCUGCCCUCAGGAGAAGCCUCCUGGACAGCUCCUCUUCCUGCAGUAUGUGGUGCAGACCCUGGAGGAUGACUUCCAGCGGAAUCUGAAGUUGCACCUGCUACAGAAGUCAAUUGCCAAGAAAGUACUUUCAUGUGACAUGUGCUUCAACAAUGUCAAGGAAGUGGUUGAAUGGUUGGUUGCAGCCGUUACAGGAGUUCAGUUCUCCCAGCCCCAGGAGCAGCUGCAGGAACCUCUCUCCUCUUCAGCAAGGAUGUUGUCCCUCGCAGUGGAAGUGGACAGGUCUCCCACCUGCAACUCCUGUAAGAUUGCAGAUGCCAUAUUCCCAUUUAUGCUGAAUAUCCCCCUGAGGAGCCAAAGGGAAGCUUUCUUAAACACUAUGGAGAGUCAGCUCCUGCGCUGCAAACUGCUAGAGGUGUUGUUCCUGCACAGUUGUGACAUGCCCACAACCUUGCCCAUGUCUCUGGAAAAGAUCCUGUAUUUCCUGAGCCACUCCUCUAUGUUGCUGCAAUACCAGGUAUCCAGUCCAACCUCUCCUUUGCCUUCAUGGGAUGAGAUGCUGCAGUACUUGAAUUUGCUGUUGAUGAGUUACCAAAGUGUAAUACUGGAGCACCUGAGGAGCGAGCUCAGUGACAGGAUGGAGUUGAUAGUUCAGAGAGCCAAGCCCAAGCUCCAGGACAGCGAUGACAUCAGCCAUCUGGACAUCCAGCUGAAGAUAGAGGACUUCAUCAUCAGAGUGCAAAAGGUCCUGGGGCAGCCAUUCCCCCCACAAAUCCAGGAGAAACUGUGCAUGCUGCAGGAGUUGCUCUCCAUUGCCACUGCUACCUGGAGACAACCACUGCAGGACUGGGGUUAA
Acanthisitta chloris (rifleman) is the source of this 1755-nucleotide messenger RNA. RefSeq names its product SUMO-interacting motifs containing 1 (gene SIMC1). The record is from RefSeq and is a predicted model, not a curated record. Lineage: Eukaryota; Metazoa; Chordata; Aves; Passeriformes; Acanthisittidae. The annotation marks the transcript as partial. The transcript has 9 exons.